UAUUUAACAAACUGAAAAAGUUGGUGAAAUUGUUGGAGGAAGCCCAUGGCACUCCUACGUCCAACACCAAGCAGGAAUUAGAGCAAUUUAUUUCAGAGAGCAAAAAUAACGCCGAACAAAAAAAAGCCCUAGACAUUGCUAAAAAAGUCAAAAAUUAG
Molecule: messenger RNA, 158 nt
Organism: Racocetra persica
Lineage: Eukaryota; Fungi; Glomeromycota; Glomeromycetes; Diversisporales; Gigasporaceae
Source: the annotation of a GenBank genome assembly